AUGGAACUCAACAUGCAGAAUAUGGUAGAAGAAUUGCUGACUAUGGUAGAAGCAUCAUAUAGAGAUCCGUUUGAAGAAUUUCUGAAUGAUCUGAUGAAAGCUUCAGAUAAUUCUCAACAAGAGUCGCCAGAAAAUGUAGUUCCAAUAUUUCCUGAUGAUAAUACGGCAAAUUUGGUGAAAGAUAAGGCAGAAAAGGAGGAGGACACGGUAGAUCGAUUUUUGAAGGCUAUAGUAAACAUGUCAUCAAAUGAGAUAGCAGGUGAACUUUCUGAGAACUUGAUAAAAAUGAUGUCUGAUCCCACCGAAAACCUUUUGAGAAGUCUGGAAGAGUUAUCAUUUCGUGAAAAGUCAGACCAAGACAAUAAUAAUUCAUCUCUGAAUGAUUUAUUAAAAGAAACACAUUGGGUAGAUACACAGAAGAGAUCAUGGAAAAAUGCAACCAAAAAACUACCAGAAGAUAGAUUGAAAACGAUGAUGGAAGAUACUGCAGAAUUUGGAGAAGUACCUCUGUCAGCAGAUUCACUACAAAAAUUAACAGAAGAUGCGAUAGGUAUAUCGUCGGAAGAUGAUUCGGAUGAUUCGAUAAAUGUAUUAAUGUAUGAUGUUCCAAGCGAAGAUCUCUGGAAAGAGUGGACAAAGUUACCUGCCUAUGAAUCCUCAGAAGAAAUAAUGAAUGAAUCGUUUUUAAGUGAUGCUUCUACAGAAGCGGAACUCGAAGAGAGCAAAGGAUCAGAGGAAGAUGUAACGAAAACAUUAUCCGAUGACACUUUGAUCACAAUGGAAAAGAAAAAUUCAGUAAGUUGCCAAGUUCGAGAAUCUUCGAGAAAACUGCUCGAUAAACCAUACAGUCAGGAAAUCCACUGCUCACGACGAAUUGUUAUGAAUGAAGCCAUUUGUUAG
Messenger RNA from Thelazia callipaeda (thelaziosis nematode), 900 nucleotides. NCBI's taxonomy places the organism in Eukaryota, Metazoa, Nematoda, Chromadorea, Rhabditida, Thelaziidae. The record is from the annotation of a GenBank genome assembly.